CUCGCUUUUCUCCAAUAGACAUGACUUCUUCACAACCAACAUCACUGUCGUUCUUAAUGCACUCUCUACUCGCUUUCUCUCCCUAGGUGGUCCCUCAUUUCUUCCUCUUUAUAUUUCUCUUACCACUUUCUCCAUUUCUUCAUCUCUUAUAUCUAAUUGAAUAUAUAAACCCCUCGCCAACCCUCCUACCAACAGAUACAAGAAACUUGGUCUUAAUUUCCCAAAGAUGUCGAGCCGAAGGUCGUCGUCGAGGCAGUCCACCGGCGGCGUUUCCCGGAUUUCCGAUGAUCAGAUAAUUGCACUUGUCUCCAAGUUACGCCACCUUCUUCCUGAGAUUCGUGACAACCGAUCUGACAAGGCAUCAGCAUCCAAGGUUUUACAAGAGACGUGCAAUUACAUUAGAAGCUUGCAUAAAGAGGUGGAAGAUCUAAGUGACCGACUCUUUCAGCUUUUGGCUACCAUUGAUGCCGAUGGUGCCGAGGCUACUAUUAUUAGGAGUUUACUUAUGUAAUAAUAAUAAUCCAACUUUACUAUUAUUAUUUAUUAGGUCCAACAAAAACUAGAUUAUAGUUUAAGAUGCUUACCCCAUGUGCAUUGUAAUUACUUAGUAUAAUAAAAAGACUUGCAAUAGCAAAGCCUUUUAAUUGUAAUGACAAUAUGGAUGACUUAUAUAAUUAUGUUUAGCUUUUCAUAUAUUUAAAAGAUUAUAUCGUGAUUUU
Molecule: messenger RNA, 719 nt
Organism: Gossypium raimondii (Peruvian cotton)
Lineage: Eukaryota; Viridiplantae; Streptophyta; Magnoliopsida; Malvales; Malvaceae
Product: transcription factor PRE6
Exons: 2
Coding region: 227-511 (94 amino acids)
Biological process (GO): regulation of DNA-templated transcription; regulation of growth
Molecular function (GO): protein dimerization activity
Source: RefSeq, a predicted model, not a curated record